ACAGGUGAAUAAAGGCUUUGGAGCAUUGAGGAGCGAACAUUUGACUGCGUGGGGAGUUAAAAAUCACAUUGAGCCCGAACCUGUGCUUUCUUCAGCUACAAACAAAAUGAAUAUCCCCGUGCUGCUGCAGCAUCCUCCCCGGAGGUUCCUAAAAGGCCUUUUGAGAACACCCUUCCGAUGUUACCACUUCAUCUUUCACUCAAGUAUGGGUCUCGGAUCAGGAAGCCCGGGUACUCGGCCAGUUGAUUCUCUUGGACUCCGUUGUUCAAAGUUGAUGGUGCUGUCAGAUGGUUUAAAGAGACAGUUAUGUGUACAAACAACUUUAAAGGAACAGACAGAAGGACUUUCUGAUAAAGAACAAAGAUUUGUGGAUAAACUUUAUACUGGUUUAAUCCAAGGGCACAGGGCCCGCUUAGCAGAGGCCAUAACUCUUGUAGAAUCAACUCACCACAGGAAAAAAGAGUUAGCCCAGGUGCUUCUUCAGAAAGUGUUGGUCUACCACAGAGAACAAGAAAAAUUAAAUGAAGGAAAACCGAGGGCAUUUCGAGUGGGAUUGUCUGGGCCCCCCGGUGCUGGAAAAUCAACUUUUAUAGAAUAUUUUGGGAAAAUGCUUACUGAGAGAGGGCACAAGUUGUCUGUGCUGGCUGUGGACCCUUCUUCUUGUACCAGUGGUGGAUCACUCCUGGGGGAUAAAACCCGAAUGACCGAGUUAUCCAGAGAUAUGAAUGCAUACAUCAGGCCGUCUCCCACUAGGGGAACUUUAGGAGGUGUGACAAGGACCACAAAUGAAGCCAUUCUGUUGUGUGAAGGAGGGGGAUAUGACAUCAUUCUCAUCGAAACUGUAGGUGUGGGUCAGUCAGAGUUUGCUGUUGCUGAUAUGGUUGACAUGUUUGUUUUACUACUGCCACCAGCAGGAGGGGAUGAAUUGCAGGGUAUCAAAAGAGGUAUAAUUGAGAUGGCAGACCUGGUAGCGAUAACUAAGUCCGACGGAGACCUGGUCGUGCCAGCUCGGAGGAUACAGGCAGAGUAUGUGAGUGCCCUGAAAUUGCUCCGCAGGCGCUCGGAAGUCUGGAGGCCCCAGGUAGUUCGUAUUUCCUCCAGAAGUGGCGAGGGCAUCACCGAGAUGUGGGAUAAAAUGAGAGAGUUCCAGGACCUCAUGCUGGCCAGCGGCGAGCUGACGGCCAAACGGCAGAAGCAGCAGAAAAUCUGGAUGUGGAAUCUCAUUCAGGAAAGUGUGUUGGAGCAUUUCCGGACCCACCCCACCGUCCGGGGACAGAUCCCUCUCCUGGAAAGAAAGGUUCUCAGUGGGGCCCUCUCCCCAGGACUAGCAGCAGACUUGUUGUUGAAAGCUUUUAAAGCCGAGACUAAAGAGCUAUAGCCUGUACAAUAAUUUUACAUGUCGUUUCAUAAAGUAUUUAAAUAUUAAAAGUUACUCGAAUGCUUAUAUUUUCAGUAAUUUUUUUGUGGUGGCUUUGGCCUCCUUAUUUGUGAACCGGGCUUGAA
Molecule: messenger RNA, 1503 nt
Organism: Molossus molossus (Pallas's mastiff bat)
Lineage: Eukaryota; Metazoa; Chordata; Mammalia; Chiroptera; Molossidae
Gene: MMAA
Product: metabolism of cobalamin associated A
Exons: 7
Coding region: 107-1378 (423 amino acids)
Cellular component (GO): cytoplasm
Molecular function (GO): ATP hydrolysis activity; GTPase activity; GTP binding
Source: RefSeq, a predicted model, not a curated record